Molecule: messenger RNA, 5633 nt
Organism: Periconia digitata
Lineage: Eukaryota; Fungi; Ascomycota; Dothideomycetes; Pleosporales; Periconiaceae
Source: the annotation of a GenBank genome assembly
AUCAACGCUCUUCUCUUCUCUUCCUUCUCCUAUCCCUCUCCCCACCGUCUUGCUCGCUGGCUUUCCAUCGUAGGCUGUCUCGCCUAACAUUCUCAUCGGGGCGUCUUUUUGGAAUUUGACUGAGCAGAGCGGCCUGCUCGCCGUACCUCUAUCUUCGCCGGCUUUUGGAAAAGAUUGGAUAGCCCAUUUCUUUACGGAGCGACCUUUCCCCAGCACGUCCUUGGAACCAUCUACAUCAACGCAUACUUUCCUUCCUCUUCCCUCCUCCGCACCCCGCUCAAUUCCGGUGGGUACGGCCAUCGUCUUGCCAACGUACGCGCUGUACAGCCGUCGCUAUCAUGUCGAGCCCUCUCAUCAUCACCGAGCGGGAUAAGAACAUUGGUGGUCGAGCCAGUGGGGCUGUCGGUAUGUCUGAUGCUUCUUCGGGUCGCCCAAAAGCUCCACGGGCCUCCUCGACGGGCAACACUCUCCUCUUCAGGUCAAACGAACCACUCCCAUUGGCGCCGGGCGUACACUCUAUGCUCCGGACGUCCACAGAAAUGGGAAGCGUCGGUGGCCUCACCUCGGAGUUUUACGCUAUGCCAGCCGUGAACCAGAGGCCGCGGAGGGCGGGUGCUACCUCGCGCACCUCGAUGGCAUCUUCUCACUCUGGUUACUCAAACCGUCUGUCGCAGCCACAAAAUUCAUCAUGGCGCCGCUCCCAGUCACGUCAGUCACGAGAAAACAACGUGCCUCAAUACCUCCCUGACACUCUGUCGCCCACCGUGGUGAACAUCGCUGGCUCCUCCCCUUUGAUUCCAACAUUACGAAAGAAUCGAGAUGGUCCCCGAAGCUUGUCCAUGACCGCUACUCUGUCAUCUGGAACGCAUCCUCGACCAUCCCAGCAUUAUUCCGUCAUCAGCGCCCGCAGCUAUGACCUGAUACGCCCAUCCCAGCAGCGAUCCGAAUCCCCGGGUAUGCAACAGUCACUCAGGGUGCAGAUGCGUAGUAGCAGAACGCCUUCUCCAGCUCUGAGCGAUAUCAUGGGUCAGCAACAGCCUCUCUCUCGUUCCAAUCAUCGCCAUCGCUCUUAUGGCCCGCCAUUCCAUGGGCAGCCUCGACAUGGACAACAGCCUGACAGCUUCCAAGGUGGCUUGGAUAGCGGCUAUCAUCGAACGGCCCCAGCAUCGCGUUCGAGUUCCAGUACACCAGUAUAUAUUGGUGAUGUGGGUGCAGGAAUGACUCCAGUGCCUCUCCUUCCCAUCAUACCCCCCUUGCCACCGUACCGGCAUCCCAUGCUUGUACCGAGGGGUACUUCUCAGAGAUCUCGUCGUUCGAAUGGUUCCACCUCUCAACGAUCGGGCCAGCAGUCUUUUUCUAGCCAAUCGACGAAUCAACGUCUCGAUUCUGAGGGCCCUUCAUCGGAUGCUGCAUCUCCCCCAACGCCCCCCGAUAAUCAAGCAAGUAAUCGCUUGAUCAGGCCUCUGAGUAUACUUCAUUCUUCGGCCCAGGAAAAGGCAACGCAGCAGAGGAAGCAGCCCCUCUUCUACGAUGGUAGCGAAGCAUUCGAAGCAUUAGGGCUGGAUGCUAUCUCUCAUGAACCGACAAUUAUGGAAGAACAAGUUAACAAUAGGCCCAUGGUAGAGGGGAGCGACGUCACUAUUAGUAAAUCUAGUGCUGAGAUGGUCGCAACAAACGAACUGGAAGUGGCUGAGCUUCCGGUAUCGCCUGUUCCCCAUCGACUUACACGAGACCUCGUCAAGUCAUACCUGGGCUCUCAGUCGACUACAGGGAACUUUGAUUCGUCCCUCAAGUUACCAGAGACGACCAGUCAAUACGUCGGACAAACGAGUAAUAUCUUAGAGAUGGAGUCAUCCCCCGUAGAUCUGUCUACCACCCCCCAUUCUCCUUCAGAACGCUCCAUCAACCGUUUCAAUAUGCCUUCCCAAGCUGGUACUAGUGUAAAAGAUUCGCCAGCGCUCAAGUUUGUCAUGGAAAGCGCCAUCCCCAUGGUAGUUGAGAAGGGCAUUCCAAUGGAUACUAGUCAAGACAACGAAGAUGAGCUAGCUGAGGGCUCCAGCACUCGAUCACCUACCGAAGACGGAAUGUCAGAUCUUCUGGACGGUUAUGAGUAUACCGACGCUAAAACAGAAGGCGUAUCUACGAAUGGGAGUGCUGCCGGAGUGAAUGGGCCUGCCGAGAAAAGCAGCAUCCACGUUACCAGAUCUUCCGAUGAUGACGAGCAGUCUUUCAAGUCUUGCGCAUAUGUUCCAGCCCCCAAUGAAAAAUCUGAUAAAAACUCGAGUCGAAACUCUAGUGAGUCUAAUGAUGACCUCCCGCGGUCCAGGACCUUUCGCGUAGGUACCAGCGCUGGCUCUUUCCCAACCUGCGACAAAGCUACCACCCCAGAUCGAAUGAAUUGUAUUCCAGCUGCGGUGGAUGUAUCCUACCGGACUAUCAAUUCAAUCGCCCUGCAACCCGACAUCAGGAGUUCCUUUCCACAACCUCCCGCCGGUGUGCCCUCAGUGAUGAGACAAAAUAAGCAUACUGUCCCCCAUUCGACCCUAACAGGCCUGCAAUCUACGAAUAGACGGCAGUCCUUUUCCCAUCCGCCCGAAAAGUCCAGUAGUGCCCCGUUGUUGGAGAACGGGAAUGAUCAGUCGCCAAUUAUACCACCGAGGCAAUCAAGUUCCAAAUUGAUAGCAUCUCUGUUCUUCCGCCCUUUUAGGAACCGGCGCAGUAGAACAAGUUCGGAUAUGAGUCAAACAUUCAACGAGGAUUUACUUACCAACACUAAAUUGUUGCAAGAAGGAUGUCUCGAGAUUCCUACACCACCACCGCUACGAGAUCGACAAACAUCAUUGAGCAUUUCUUCAGCGUUGGGAUUUCGACGAGAUACCGAGAAAAGGAAGGCACGCGGCGUGGAGCAUGGAUCGAACGUUUCCGAGCCCGGCAAUGCUAGCCGCGUACUUUCGCAUAGAUUAUUCAACACCCUUCCUCCGACUCAGCAGUCUUCGGCGUCGUCCCCGCACAAUAACACUCCUUUUGAUCUUUUGCUGCAGACAUCCGACCAAGGCCAGCGCAAUAGCCAGUCCACAACCCAUAUAAGUUUGCCCAUCAUCCUACCCGAUCAGCCUUCAAUCAACGUACGCGACUUCCCCCAGAGGGGAAUCUCAGGCAAAGAGAAAUCAACCACAGACUUGGCGAAGCCCGAGCAAGACUUUGAGUACUUUUCAAAACAUCAGUCUUAUAAUCUAUCUGGUUCAAAAGAAGAUAUGAGUGACAACUCAGGCUUAGAUACCAGCGCAGAUAACCUGAAGCGUUCAAGUCUUUAUAUUAGCUAUGGCGGCAGUCCGCAAGAUGCUCGGUCGGCUCGGUGCUCGACGGAAAACGCUGCCGUGUUUGUUCAGGAGUUUAUUACGCAGCCCACGACAGAACUUGAAGUAGCUCGCGCCCUACCCUCGCUGAAUUUUACUGAGAAUGACAUGAUCAAAGAUAUUCUUGACACUUGCCGCUCCUCCAGCUCCAAUCGUGCUUCUGAGACAGCAGAGAUGCAGCUUUCGGUCGGUUCUGAGCCUCAAAAGGAAGAUAUAGCACCUAAGAAGAAAUGCCCGAGCCUGUUUGACCCGUCAACAGGGAACAUAACGCUGUCUGAGCAGACCACAAUGUCCACACAGACCACGGCAGAUGACAAAAAGCGAAACUUGUCACCAUUGCUUAUAAAGGCAAUUGAAGAGCUCAACAUUCCAAACACACAAGAACUAGAUGAUCGUUUUUCUGAGUAUAUGGUCACCGAACAUGCAGACGGCAGGGGUGGGCUGGCGUAUGAUGAGAACGUGAUCGAGAGCGCGAUUGACGAGAUCCAUGAGGUUGGGGGCGAACCUAGUAACAAGGCGUCCAAGGCAAGACUGCGAGCGGUUCCUGGGUCUCCAGAGAUGGUGGUGAUUGAUGAUCAAGUGUACGAGACUAUCACGAGCAGUGCUGUGCUGAGCAGCACUAAAGGAGGAGGAGCACGUGACGUUGCCCUGCCCACGACAACCAACACAACGACACCAUUACGUCCACCAUCUGCUUCUCUUUCCUCACCUCUCUCACUGAAUUUUGAAGAUGAAGAAUCAUUUCCUCUACGCGAUUCACUGAGCUCUUUUCAUUCCGCAGGUAGUAGCAGUCGAAGCACUUCCAGUGCCAAGGCUCGCCCUUGGAACUCAAGCCAGAAUUACCCUUGGGCAGAUACCCCUUCCUUUGACAUUGUACUUCCUGCUGUCAUAUCUCCAAAGUCUUUCCCGCGACCUGGCCCUUCUCAUCUCCGCUACAGCUCUUACGCAUCAUCCAGCACUCCAGCACCCAACACAGCUGCCCCCAGCCCGCUGCCGCUAUCUGUUUCUCCGCCACUUGACUGUGACGGUUCAUUUGGAACUCACUCGCGUGAAAAGCUCCGUCUGCACAGUCGUAGCUGGUCCAACCGUGCGAUCCGGAGUAGGGGCACCGACAUCCUUCCAACGAUCAACGAGACAUCUUGGCCACCUGGCGGCGGUCAUUUGCAAGACGCAAACGUCACUCAUGUAGUAGGCGGACGUUAUCCUACCAGCUCUCUACCAUUACCUGAUGACUUUCAUCUACCAGCGCACGACGUGGAUGGUUCGCUUUAUACUUCUGACGACGAGCCCGGACCCCCCUUAAAACGGCAAAGCCGUUCAGACAAAAAGAGAUUGCGACACGAUGUAAAGAGCCAUCUUCAAGAGCAGCUUCAGUACGGUAUUGGGCAACCGUCAGAACUCCCAGCACGCAGGAACCGCAACACCUUUACCGGCGUCGAGGGCAUGUCCAAAUCUACCUACCGCCUCAAAAGCGCAGUAAACAAGAUCAAGGAUUUUGGUCGCAAGGUUGCUCACAGAAUUCGCAAUCUGAGUCCAAGGAAAACCGAAGCCGACUUGCGGAAAUCACAAAUACUUUCUGUCACCAACCGGGCAGAUCCCCGCUGCUCUAGUCGCAAUUGAUUACGGGGGUCACAAUCUGCCAUGAUCAAUUUUAUCCAGAAGUAUCUCAAAAUUGAUUAGCCGAUAAUGUUUACCAUGACGUCCAAGGAAAGGUUGUAAAUCGCAAAUACUCCUGGUUCGAAGUGUCUGGCACGAAAAGCGUGCCAUUUACAAAACCAGAAAAGUCUUCGAAAAUAAGUCCUUGUCAAUAACUACGUCUCCGAUUCUACGGAUUCUGCAUUGGUCUCUGCUUCUCCCGAUUGGAAAGGCGUCAGAGUGGCUUCCCCCUUGAUUAGUAUUCGGCGGAAAUAACUUGUUGAUAUCUUGCCCCGACCCAAAGUUCUACACUGGAUGUCUGGUUUUGCUUGCCCGUAACAAGAGUCUCAAUUCGCCAUACAAUUCUUUACGACUAAUUUCGACUCAGUCUUGUGUACUACCCGAGAACCUUUUACCGCGUAUACGUAUCCGGCUCUCCGAUCUUCAUAUGCUGUUACAUUCUCUCGGCAGCGUGUCUCCAAGUGGGUCUUCUUAUCCUUUGCAUGUCUGAUGGAAAUGGGGUACAUUCCUGGUCAUAGGAGGCUUUGUCUGAUUCGUUCUAGAUCAUCACCCUGUCUCUCUGGUUAUGUUUCGUUGCUUCAACAGAUUCAGAUGGCCGCCGUUGGAUUGGAAGCUCAUCAC